This is a messenger RNA of Dalotia coriaria, 1698 nucleotides long. It is a transcript of the gene Naam, whose product is annotated as Nicotinamide amidase. The transcript is spliced from 5 exons. The coding region runs from base 526 to 1566 and encodes 346 amino acids. NCBI's taxonomy places the organism in Eukaryota, Metazoa, Arthropoda, Insecta, Coleoptera, Staphylinidae. Gene Ontology annotation, molecular function: calcium ion binding. The record is from RefSeq and is a predicted model, not a curated record.
UGUUGUUUUGCUUAGUUCUAUUCACAAUACGCAUAUUUUAAUAGGUAGACACGGUGUGGUACUUCAUUACACGUCCAUAAGUCGUCAGGUUCAAUCGAUCGCGAGUGCUCGAUGUGAACUAGCCAUUCAAUAUCAACAUAUCAUCAACAUUGUGCCGGAGGUUAAGCCGCUAAACCGCCGACUAAAAUUAAAGCUUUGUGCUUUCAAAUCACGUGCACAAAGCGAAUCUCAAGUGAACUGUGAACUUCAACACAACACCUUUUUGAUAAUAAUAGCCUUGAUUUUCUGAUAGGCGAUUGAUGCCCAACUGUUUGGCUGUUAACCUAAGAAAGCGUUUUGUGUGCGGCAAGUUGGCGCGCUUUUUUAUUCGUUGCUGAAGUUGCAGGGAGUUGUUCGUGAGGGUAGCGAGGCCUACUACCCCCCUCGUGCCAGGCACAAAGGGUUACGCCGUGCUGUUACCGCGUUACCGGUUUGCCAAAGUUUGAUACUUUUGAUAGCGGACUGCUUUUUCGGCCCUUUGGAGUCAUGGCGGUGGAUGGCAUUGAUCUAGUCGGGUGCGAAUUCGACUGCAGCAUGGACGCGUGCUUCACGGCGUUUGAUAAGAACGGCGAUGGAAAAUUAGACAUUGACGAAUUUCGUCUCAUCACGCGUGCGUUAUUCCGAAAUGACCGUGGAAGAAUCUACACGCUGGAAGAAGAAAAACUCAAGGAGAUCUUCAAUGUUUUCGAUCAAAAUGGCGAUGGAUACAUUGACAUCGACGAAUUUACAUUCUGCUGGAAUCAUUGGAUUAAAAUCAUUGUGCGCCCAAUCGCAGUGUUUUUAAUCAUCGACGUCCAAAAUGACUUCAUAAGCGGCACGCUAAACAUCAGCAAUUGCUCAGCUCAACAAAAUGGUUUUGAGGUUAUCGAACCGAUCAAUCGCAUAUUGGAAACAGUGCAAUUCGACGCUGUCUUCUACUCGUUGGAUUGGCAUCCCAGUGAUCAUGUGUCUUUCAUCGACAACAUAAAACUGCGAGAAAUCCAUCCGGAGAGUCCAUUAAUGGCCGACAACGCAAAAACCUACGAUACGGUCAUUUUCGCUGGGCCACCACCGAUGAAACAACGUCUAUGGCCGCGACAUUGUGUGCAGGACACGUGGGGAUCCGAACUACACAAAGAUUUAAAGGUAUUGAAUAACGCUAUCAAGGUGUACAAAGGCACUAACCCCGAGGUGGAUUCCUACUCGGUGUUCUGGGAUAAUAAAAAAUUAACCGAGACGACGCUCAGUGCGCAGCUACGCAUGAAGAAUGCGACGGAUAUUUAUAUCUGCGGGUUGGCAUACGAUGUCUGUGUGGGGGCUACAGCAGUGGAUGCUUUAGCAAUUGGUUACCGUACCAUAUUAAUGGAUGAUUGUAGCCGUGGAGUGGAUCUACUCGACAUUGAGAAGACGAAGAACACGGUGGUGAAGAACAAUGGCGUGAUUGUAAACUCGGAUCAAGUCAAGGCGAUGGUCGAGGGGCGAGAUCGACGCCCGGAACUCGGGUAUAAACUCGCCAUGGAGCUGAAAGCUAAUUUAGUUUCGUCAUAAAUUUAGAAUCUUGCCUUACAGAAGAAAAAAACAACAGUAUUUUUAGGUUAGGUUAGGUUAUAUUAGGUGAUAGAUGCGUUUACUCUUGGGUUUUGUUCUGUGUUGUGUGGCCGAAUAAAGAAAUUAGUUUUA